GUCGACGCGAGCACGGCCCCAACCGUCACCGUCGUUUCGACGUCGUGGACACUUUCUUGCCGCCGGAUCGUCCACGCGGAAAUCCGUCGUUCGGGUCGCGAAUAAACCUCGUUCUAAUUUCCCCUGUAACAACCAUCGUCGAACGCGUUAUUCGGGUUAAUCGCUCGCGGUGGGACGUGAGCCGCGCGCGAAAGUGUGAUCCGCCAGUGGUGUGCUCGUCUUUUGACUUUGGAAAAGCUCGCUAUACCGAGAGACAUACUGGGUCGGACGUACAAGGAUCGAGUAAAUUUAUUUACACUCGAAGCGCGUCAUCUUCAGCCGCCACUCUCUCGCUACUUCCGUUUCUCCACUGCCGCUUCGUCGCCUCUAGCCGCCCACUCGCCUCGUGAGAGCGAGCAAAUAGCAAAUAAUAAUCUUCUACUUGCGAGAGACAAAAACGCUCUGAAAAGGAUCUUGAAAAUCUUGUAAAAAAAAGCUCCUCCAAAGAAGAGGAGAAAAGAAGAAUCGAAAAGAGCGAGGAGGAAGGAAAAAAGGAAAAAGAAACGAAGAGAAAUAAGAGAGAGAGAGAGAGAGAGAGAAGAUCGGAAGGAAAGAAAAGAAUCGCGGAGGAGGGGAGGGUGGCGUAGAAUCGUAAGUGGAAGAAGAAGAGUUGGGUCGUGAGGGGUCCAAAAAGCGUAGCGUUCGGGUGUGAUGUGGUGGAGCCCCCCGAGGGGCCGCGGGGGCAGGAGGUUCGAGGCAGAUCGGUGGUGAGGGCCCCAGGCACGGCUCGGUUGCCCCGCGGCGAGGUCGCCGGAGGGGCGGGGGACGAGGUAGGAUGGUGUGACCUCCGGCGUUAUCCCGCCCGACGCGGAGGUGGUGCUGGAGGUGGCGGAGGCGGUGGUGGAGGAGGUGGCGGGGGAGCCGAGCAGCUGCUGCUCGACUCGCAGGAGGAGGAGCCGACGGCGAUGUCGAGGCAGCUUCGCGGUGAACGGGACCACGUGAGCCGUUGCGACCUCCGAGAACAACGCGACUUCCGCGACCUUCGGGACCUACGCGACCGGGACCCCAGGGAUUUCAGGGAUUACCCCAGGGACAGGGACAUCAGGGACGACAGGGACGACGUGGAGAGGGUGCGGGACGAUUACCUGGAUUACGAUCAUCAUCCUACCGCUGCGUCCACUUCGGCGCUCACCAACAACCCGGAAAGGUCGAACGGAAGAGCCACGCUGCACGAGGGUCGCGAUGAUCUGCAAUUAGUGAAUCUGUGCGUGCCUCCGAGAUCGACGAUCGUCCUGCAGUUUGUCGUUGGAGUUAACGUGCGCGCGAUUCGGCCACACUUGCAUCGGUGCAAUGACGGCUAGUCCAGAGGGUAAGGG
Apis dorsata (giant honeybee) is the source of this 1355-nucleotide messenger RNA. RefSeq lists its product as uncharacterized. The record is from RefSeq and is a predicted model, not a curated record. The transcript has 4 exons. The coding region runs from base 945 to 1340 and encodes 131 amino acids. Lineage: Eukaryota; Metazoa; Arthropoda; Insecta; Hymenoptera; Apidae.